Bubalus bubalis (water buffalo) is the source of this 4657-nucleotide messenger RNA. RefSeq names its product netrin G2 (gene NTNG2). NCBI's taxonomy places the organism in Eukaryota, Metazoa, Chordata, Mammalia, Artiodactyla, Bovidae. The coding region runs from base 1994 to 3904 and encodes 636 amino acids. The record is from RefSeq and is a predicted model, not a curated record. The transcript has 12 exons.
GGCCUUCUGGGUGGCAGCACUUCACAGAGGGAGACGGAGCAGCAGCCUUGAGCCCCGGGCUUGUUUGGGGGGCGGGGGGCGGCGGGGGGCGGACUGACUCACUUGGACCCCUCCCCCGGGGCCGAUGGGGCACCCCCACACCCAUGGGCGCUGGCACUCGGUUGGGCCCCCGAGGUUUGGGGAAAGGAAGCCGCAGCCCCGCGGCGCAUGGCCCGAGCUGGCUGAGAAGCGCUCUGUGUGCGGGGACCCGCUGGCCCCCGGGCCUGGAGGCGAUGUAUAGGUUGCGACCCCCGCCCCCCGCAGAGCAGGCUCGCUCCAGCGGCCCCUCGCUGGGGCCACCCUGGCCGCGGGCCCGCCGGGACGCCCCUGCUCGCCGCGCCCCUCCCCGGGCCGUGGCGCGUCCCCCGAGUCUCGCAGUAUUUCCUUCCUGCACCUUUAAGAAGACCGCUGCUCCGUGGUGGGAUGGUGUGUUAAAGCCACACAGAGGAAGUUACGCAGCCCGGAUCAGACCGGGAGAUAAAAGCCCCGAUGGUGAUCGUGAGUGAUGGCAAGAGGAUUUAGCCUCAGCAUUAACUUGGAACGGAGUGCAGGGGGGCAGUGAAGCGCCCCGGCCAUCUGGCCCGCGCCGCGCCCCGGGGGGGGGGGGAAUGCCCCGGCGCCCCGACGAGCCGCCGCGAAGCCCACCCGGGCCGGGGGCUGCCCGGUGCCCGAGCGCGGGUCCUCUCCGAGCCGCCCAGGGGGCCCCAAAAGUUUGCACUUGUUAGCGGCGACCUCCGGCUCGGCCCCCGGCGGGCGAUGCGGGCGGCGCGGGCGGCCCCCACCCCCGGCCCGCGUCUCCGGGACGGCUGCGGGCGGCCCCCCCGGGGGCCGGAGGGCUCCCCAGCCCCGAUCUGACAGCCACAGAGGCGGCGGGGGAAGGAGCAGCGGCUCGCAGCCCUCGGCCUUCGCCCCCACCCAGCGCCAGCCAGACGGGGGAGGCAGAGCGCCGGAGGGUGGCGGCCUCCGGGGUCUCCGCUCCGGGAAGCCGCUCCGAGCCGGGGUUGUAAAAAUAGUCUCCAGGCGGAUUCUUUCUGAGAGUUUUCUAGCAAGGAGCACAUUCAAGGCCAGGAGGACUCUGUAACACCGUUUCUUUCGAAACAGCCAGAGGUGUUGUUGCUAAUGAGCUCUCUCUUCUCCCUCCCUACAAUGAAAGACAAGCCAGACCCCGGGUACCUGGAUGGAUUGGGAGCUGAAGUCUCAGAAACUUCCUGAUAAGUUGCCCAUGGCUACCAGCCAAGGUCAGCUGGCCCCAUUAGCGCCUGUCCCCACCAAAGCAGACCCAAAUAAGCUGCUCCCCAGUUAACACCUCAGUCGCUUUUUUUUGUGCUGCAGUCCAGCUGCGUGAUUGUUGUCACUUUCAGCCCAUAUGAAAAGAAAUCUCACUGGUCCAAAAUGCCAAGUCCAGUCCCAUAGGGGGAACGUGUGUGCAGCUCACAGGUACGCUGCCUGAUUUUGUUUUAUCUUUACAACGCAGGCCAGAGGGUGGUUGUGCAGUUGUGUUGAGCACACAUCACACAUGAAAGGGCCCUUUAAAGAGCUGGAUUGAUCGGAAGGACAAAAAUUAAAAGCAAUCCGAUCCGGCCUCAUGCCAGAUCCCUGCGGACUGUCUCCAUCUCCCAUUUCCAUCCACGGUCACAAUUGGAGCGUUUGCCUGAUUUGAUCAGAUUCACCUCUGGGAUAGGGGUGAUGCCAAGGUGAGGAGGACGCCAAGUUGUGGGCAACUUCUUGAUUUGCCCAUUAGCACUCUGAGAAACGCCGGCUCUGGGUUUUCCAUAUCGGCCUCUUGGAAAAACCAAGUUUCCUCGCUGUUUGCAACCUGGCAGAGUCCCUGGGACAUCUGGCCUCUGUCGCCUGGUAGAUGUGGCUUUUCCAUGCUGAGGCUGUGUGCCCCGCCUGAGCCAGCCGCUGCCUCACCAGGCCCCCUGCGGGCCGCGCCCCUGGGGACCGCGCCACCAUGCUGCGCUUGCUGGCCUUCCUCCUGCACUGCCUGGCCCUGGCCUCCGGGGACUACGACAUCUGCAAAUCCUGGGUGACCACGGACGAAGGCCCCACCUGGGAGUUCUAUGCCUGCCAGCCCAAGGUGAUGCGCCUGAAGGACUAUGUCAAGGUGAAGGUGGAGCCCUCCGGCAUCACGUGCGGAGACCCCCCGGAAAGAUUCUGCUCCCACGAGAACCCCUACCUGUGCAGCAACGAGUGUGACGCCUCCAACCCAGACCUGGCCCACCCGCCGCGGCUCAUGUUCGACAGGGAAGACGAGGGCCUGGCCACCUACUGGCAGAGCGUCACGUGGAGCCGCUACCCCAGCCCGCUGGAGGCCAACAUCACCCUCUCGUGGAACAAGAGCGUGGAGCUGACGGACGACGUGGUUGUCACCUUCGAGUACGGCCGGCCCACCGUCAUGGUCCUGGAGAAGUCGCUGGACAACGGGCGGACGUGGCAGCCCUACCAGUUCUACGCGGAGGACUGCAUGGAGGCCUUCGGCAUGCCCGCGCGGCGGGCGCGCGACCUGUCGGCGUCGGGCGCGCACCGCGUGCUGUGCACGGAGGAGUACUCGCGCUGGGCUGGCUCCAAGAAGGAGAAGCACGUGCGCUUCGAGGUGCGGGACCGCUUCGCCAUCUUCGCCGGCCCCGACCUGCGCAACAUGGACAACCUGUACACGCGGCUGGAGAGCGCCAAGGGCCUCAAGGAGUUCUUCACCCUCACCGACCUGCGCAUGAGGCUGCUGCGGCCGGCGCUGGGCGGCACCUACGUGCAGCGGGAGAACCUCUACAAGUACUUCUACGCCAUCUCCAACAUCGAGGUCACCGGCAGGUGCAAGUGCAACCUGCACGCCAACCUGUGCUCCGUGCGUGAGGGCAGCCUGCAGUGCGAGUGUGAGCACAACACCACGGGCCCCGACUGCGGCAAAUGCAAGAGGAGCUUCCGCACGCGGUCCUGGCGCGCCGGCUCCUACCUGCCGCUGCCCCAUGGCUCUCCCAACGCGUGUGCCGCCGCGGGCUCCGCCGUCGGCAGCAUCAGCAGGUCCCGGAAAGAGCCCAUCCCUAAAGCCCCUGUGGCCACUGCGGCCGUUAGGGGGGACCCCGCCAUUCCUACCCCCCCAACAUCCACUGCCUGGGUCCCCAGGGCCCCCAGCACCCUACAGCCCACAGAGUGGAGCAGGCCAUCCACCGCUGCCCCGCUCUGGGCGAGCGCCCCUUGGUCCCAGGUGUCCUCCAGUGCAGAAGCUGCGGGCACUGCUGCUGGUGCCCCCGCCCCUGCCAAGGCCUCCAAACUUUUCCAGCUCAGGCCCAAAUCUCCUCAGGUGAUGCCUGUUGAAGAAUUCGAAGACUGCGAGUGCUACGGCCACUCCAACCGCUGCAGCUACAUCGACUUCCUGAACGUGGUGACCUGCGUCAGCUGCAAGCACAACACGCGGGGCCAGCACUGCCAGCACUGCCGUCUGGGCUACUACCGAAACGGCUCCGCGGAGCUGGACGACGAGAACGUGUGCAUCGAGUGUAACUGCAACCAGAUCGGCUCCGUGCACGACCGGUGCAACGAGACCGGCUUCUGCGAGUGCCGCGAGGGUGCGGCGGGGCCCAAGUGCGACGACUGCCUCCCCACGCACUACUGGCGCCAGGGCUGCUACCCCAACGUGUGCGACGACGACCAGCUGCUGUGCCAGAACGGGGGCACCUGCGUGCAGAACCAGCGCUGCGCCUGCCCGCGUGGCUACACCGGCGCGCGCUGCGAGCAGCCCCGCUGCGACCCCGCCGACGACGAGGGCGGCCUGGACUGCGACCGCGCGCCGGGGGCUGCCCCGCGCCCCGCCACCCUGCUCGGCUGCCUGCUGCUGCUGGGGCUGGCUGCCCGCCUGGACUGCUGAGCCCCGCGGAGGUCACCCCGGGCAGGGUGGGGGCCAGUCCGCGCGCCCUGUCGCGCCCUGCGCCCCUCGCCCGGAGAGCCAGGGGGCCCCCGGGGGCCGGCGUCCGAGGCCUGGCGGUGAGAAGGGUGCGGCCUGAGCUGCUCCCAGGUGCUACUCAGCAGAGUCCUCCCGCCCCGUCCCCACUACCCCAGUGGCACCUGCCCCCGCCCCUGCACGGCAGCGGGGGAUGCUGUGGGGUCCUGGCCCCAGCGGCCUGCGAUUUUGGUCUUAGUUUUUCUUUUAUAUUACCCACCGCCCCUUUCCUUUUUUUUUUUUUUUUUGCCGGCAGUGAGACAGAGGGUGGGGAGAAACGCUGCUCACCCCACACCCUCAGAUUCUGCCUCCUGCCACACACACGACUGUUGCAGACACACCCAACGCCUGUGCCUGGCUCACCACCAGCCAGCGGACCCAAAGUCCAGUUGCCUACAACUCUAGUCGCUGACGAUUCUCUUUUCUAUUCUUGGUUUUCCUUUGCAGCCCACCAGACCCCAGGCCUUUCCAGAGGUCUGGGGACCAAGGAGCUCACUGUCUGGGGGCAGGGAGUCAGGACGGAGGGUUGGGAGGGCCGGACACUUCCUUUUGUAGAGAACUAUUUUUGUUUGUAUUAACUGCCCCUAUGAAGGAGGGCCCCGGGCGGGGACGUUGGUCACCAUGGUGGGUGGUUGAUGGUGUAUAAUCUGACAGUAAAGAAUCUGCUCACUGCUGCCUCCA